Molecule: messenger RNA, 2784 nt
Organism: Symbiodinium necroappetens
Lineage: Eukaryota; Dinophyceae; Suessiales; Symbiodiniaceae
Source: the annotation of a GenBank genome assembly
AUGCAGGUGCAGGUACGCUGCAGCAAGCUGAAGCUGAACGUGUCAACAGGGGAGAAGGAAGCGGACGGUCACGAGUGCUUCUCCUGUGAGGAACACCGUGCUUGUGCGGCGCUUCCGGGUGCUCGCAUGUCCAAGGAGGGCUUCGACAUUUCUGCGUAUCAGGAGCAAACUGCGUAUGCGGACAAGUUUAUCGAGGCUUACUGGUUGCCCAUCGAUUCCUUCAUUUCUGAGGCUGGGGGUGAUCCCAAGUCUUUCUUCAACAUGGCCGCGAAGAUUCAUUGGGUGGAGCAGCAUUGUGAGCAGUCGAUCAGUUGGGACGGCGGCAAGCCUGGGGUUCUGAAAGCUUUGCAUUCAGACGGUCGCAAGGGAGUGAACAUCGGCAUGCGGAAUGGAACCACAAAACGCCAGGAGGACAACGAGAUCAUGGGUGACCUGGAGGCUUGCGAGAACGUGUACGAGCAGGCCAGUUCGAGCAUGGAACGCCUGGCGGACCAGGUUUGCAACAUAGACACCGUGCGGCAGACACUUGCCCUGAAAGCAGACGAUUCAGAUGCAGCUGACAGCUUGAUUCAGGCUUUGCCAGCUCCUAGCGACAUCAAAGAGCUCCGAAUGCGUUUCGGUUUGUUCGACGCGCCUGACAAUGAUCAGGGACAAGCCGCUCUCUCGGGAUCAAAAGGAUCUGGCCGCGGCAAACCGCCGAGUAAACAUCCAACCACGUCCCGGGAUGCGGCGGGCUCCGCCAAGCGUCAACGCACCGACGGUGUGCCUCCACCUGCAGAUGGUGGCGCCCUUCCACCAGCCCCGAAUCAGACGAGGAAGACCCUUGAAACCAUGCGUAAGGCCAGAGAGGCCUUGCAGAAGCAGGACGUGACUUUUGCGGACACCUCCAUCUGGGGGAGCAAGCUUCGGAGGCGAGCGUUGGAUGCCGCUGUGAAGUCGUUGUCCACCCAUGCUGCAACGUUGCUAGCUACGAAUGACACUGAUGCCGUGAUGCUUAGCACCCAGAUCAGUGAGUGGUGCAGCAAGGCAGAAACCCGGUUCGAGGCGUUGCAGGCUGCGCGCACCAAGCCCCUUGAGGUUGCGGGCACGGCCUCCGAGGAGAUGACUGUGCACAUGGACACAUUGAAGAACAUGCAGGUCCCAAUGCUUUCGAACAUCAUUCUUCACAUUGCUGGAGAGUGUUUGAAAUCGGCUGACAAGGAGGCCACUCAGGUUCAGGGUACAGAGCGGUUCUUUGCCGUUGCGUCCUGUAAGAUGGACACUGGCCUGACAGUGGGUACCGUGUUUGCAGCUGCCCAACGGAGCGAGCAUCGUGACGCACCAGACAUGCCAGCCUCACUGGCCGCGAAUUUGCAAAGCCAGUUGGUAGCCUUGUGGUAUGACCGUAUCAUGAGAAUGAAGAAUACGGAGCGUUUCAGGCAGCUGAUCAAUGCGUGCCUCACCGCUGAACAUAGGUCACAUAGGUGCCCCGUGCCGCGGCUUGAGCUCUAUCGCGUGGCUGCGGACUGGAAACCGCCAAAGCAGGAUAUUGACAGCAGCGGCAACAAGUGCUUCACAACCAUCAUCCGUUUCGAUGUCCAGGUCUUGCGCUUGAUGUCCAUGCAGGAUUGGCAGCAGGCGUCGCCCAUCGAUGUGCUUUUGGCGAAGACAGCAGUUGACCUUCGCCCGCAGCUUUCCAUGCGGCUUCAGACCUUCAUGCGAUCCGGUACCGGCGCAGCCGGCAAGCAACUCAUCAACAAAACAAGUCAUUGGGAAAGUCAUUCGGAGCAGCUUUGGGCGCUUAUGGAGCAGGCCAGCAAGCGGGCGCUCUCCCCGGCUAGCGUGGCGGCUGAAGUGAAUGCUGCAGCAGAUGAGUUGCCUCAAGACCCCGCCACGAAGCUGGACAGAGCGAUCGCGGCGUCGGAGUCUUUGAAGGCGAUGCCGCAAGUUCCCGAAGUGUCCCCGGAGAAAGCUGCAGCCCUGAAGCAAGUCUUGCCCGUCGCAGAGCAGUUGUUUGUUUGCACAGAGGGCCUCCUAGGUGAGGUUCUUGUCGCCCACAGCUCGAUCAUGGCUGCGUUCAAGAACACCAGCCCGGAGACGUUUGCUGUUGCCGUUCGUACCAUGAACAAGCUAGCCUGUACUUCAAGGGUCGCAGAUGUGAAACUUCAAAUCGAUCGAGUCUCGGAGGGGGGCUCAAAUGAGGCCGCCAGUCAGCUUUGUACAGCUGCCCGGCAACUUGUUGAUUUGCUGGACCAGAGCCACAGAGAGGACGUCCAGGUGACUUGGUUGAAGGAGUUGCUUGGCAAGGACAUGCGUUCGGAGCUUGAGAAGUUGGAUGCCAGUGUGUUCCACAUUCUGGACACCAGGGCUGGCAAGCUCUGGCGCUCUAUCCAGAUCGCGCAGGAAGCCGCCCGCGAUGAGGCUGAAAGCGAUGAAGCGAUGCUCUCAAAUCUGCCAGGCAUUCUGGAGCUCGAGAAGGAAGCGGUUAUCAAAGCGGCGCUUCAUUUCACACAGAUGCACACGAUUGAUUUGGAGGAAAUCUCUGAGGCCGGGUGGCGCGGUGUUCAGAAGUACCAGGAUCGUGCCAAGGCGAAAAUGACAUGGAUUCUGAAAGGCUUGACAACCGAGAUGUGCAAGGCGAAGGAUGACGUCAAGAAGUAUUCCGAGGAGUACAAAGGCAUCCUCUCUUGUGUGGAGACAUGGGACGACGAGAAAAUCAAGGCCGUCCUUGCAAAGGUGCCUGAGGCAUCUAAUGCCAAAGCAUCCAUGGACAGCAUGCUCGACGGUUUCGGGCUCGGCUGUUGA